This is a messenger RNA of Nematocida major, 171 nucleotides long. Its product is annotated as H/ACA ribonucleoprotein complex subunit 3. The record is from RefSeq and is a predicted model, not a curated record. The transcript has a single exon. NCBI's taxonomy places the organism in Eukaryota, Fungi, Microsporidia. Bases 1 to 171 code for a protein of 56 amino acids. Gene Ontology annotation, biological process: ribosome biogenesis; pseudouridine synthesis. Gene Ontology annotation, molecular function: snoRNA binding.
AUGGGCUGCAUUGGAUACACAGUAGUUGAUGGCGCUAAGAAAUACUGCCUGUACGAUGACCAGGUGCCGUCUGGCGUGAGCAACGCACACCCUGCGAGAUUCUCUCCAGAAGACGCCUUUUCUAAGUACAGAAUACAGCUGAAGCAGGAGUGCAAUGAUCUCCCACAAUAA